AGGAAUGCAAGCCACCAGAUCAGGGACACAAAAACAACCUGACCUUCGCACUCUCUUUCUCUCUCUCACACUCCCUCUUCCAUCCUGUGUUUUUUGCAAGUCUAGACGGACAUUGCUCACAUUCAGCCAGCCCACAUAAUCCUUCCUCUUCCUCCCUUUUCAAAACACGCGACUCGUCUCAUCCUCUCUCUCCCCCUCCACCCCCGCAAGAACUCUCUAGUCCAGGAUGUUGAAUUCUCUCAAGAAGCCCGCUACUAGCACACCAGCCAAGAAGACGCUCACAGCGGCCGAACGCGCCGAGCGAGCGGAAGCCGUCGCUGCGGCCGUCGCGGCUGCACAAGCUGCUCAGGCUGCUAAAAAGGCAGGCAAGUCUCCAGCUGCUGGUGCUGGUGCUGGUGCUGCCGCUGCCAAUGCUGCAGCAUCAGGAUCGAAACCCAACGGCAAGGAUACGAAGGACAGCAAAGAUAACAAGGACAAGGACAAGGACGGCAACAAAGAGAACGGAGAGGAAGGCGAGAACGGAGCAGGAGGGGAUGAUAAGGAUGAAGAAGAGGAGGAGAAGGAGACGGAGAAGGGUCAGAGUGCGGAAGCGAAGGCGGCGAUGAAGAAUAUGUCGGGGUACCAGCAGGACGUUGAGCGGGAGGGCGUUGAUUCUGCAAAGCUGGAGAAGGCAAUGGGUCUGAUCACGGAUGUGAUGAAGAAGCAAAAGGCAGAGAAGGCUACGACGGCACACAAGGACGGCGAGAAGUUGACGUUGUCAAAGGAAGAUGUUGAGUUGGUGAUGACAGAGAUGGAACUGUCGAAGCCCUUGGCAGAAAAGUAUCUCAAGGAACAUGGAGGCGAUGUCACAAGGACCUUGGAGGCCCUCGUCUCUGCUUAAGAAAAAAAAAAAGAAAAGGAAACAAAAAAAAAAGAAAAAAGAAAAAAGAAAAAUAAAUGUAGAGGCGAUCUAUCCUCUCACCAACUAUGCUUUGCAUACACCUGGG
Molecule: messenger RNA, 986 nt
Organism: Gamsiella multidivaricata
Lineage: Eukaryota; Fungi; Mortierellomycota; Mortierellomycetes; Mortierellales; Mortierellaceae
Exons: 2
Coding region: 227-880 (217 amino acids)
Biological process (GO): negative regulation of apoptotic process; protein stabilization
Source: RefSeq, a predicted model, not a curated record